Messenger RNA from Mycotypha africana, 2875 nucleotides. RefSeq lists its product as uncharacterized. Gene Ontology annotation, cellular component: actin cortical patch. Gene Ontology annotation, molecular function: phosphatidate phosphatase activity. The transcript has 4 exons. Lineage: Eukaryota; Fungi; Mucoromycota; Mucoromycetes; Mucorales; Mycotyphaceae. The coding region runs from base 82 to 2472 and encodes 796 amino acids. The record is from RefSeq and is a predicted model, not a curated record.
UAUUUAUGUUCGUACUUUUCCAUCUGUUGCACUUGCUUCCUUCUUUUUUCUCUAUGCAUCUCCUUCAUUUGCAACCUUAGAAUGACACGCAUCAUAAGCAGUACUAACUUACUACCACGAUCAGCUUCUUCACCAUUGAUAUACAAUAACCCAGGUUUCAAUACCUCCAUUGUCGACAGUCCUAAAUAUGAAAAAUUAAAUCGUGAAUGCAUUUUGUUUCCGACGUAUGCCAGUAGAGAUCCGAAAGAUCCGUCAAAAUGGAUCACCAAGGUCAGAGGCUGGGCUUUAUCUCACAAUUGCUCAACUGCCAAGCAAAAGAUGAUGAUGAGUAUUACAAAAAGUGUCGCUGGUAAAUCUUCUGUUGAUAGAAAAUCAUCACUCCUAUUUGAACAACGUUUUAAAUAUUUUCUCGCAACAAAUAAGCGAUACAAGCCAUUUUUGAUUCAACCUAUCGGCAUCACUAUUACCGCUAACGAUAUAUCAAAAAGCAAUGAUAUUAAUUCUGACAGAGAAUCAUCAGCGCCAUGGAAACGUCAAAACACCAAGGACUCAUCAAAAAUGGAAGUAGAUGAAGAUCACUAUGAACUUAUACCCGGAAAUGAUGCGUAUUACUACACAUAUACCCCACCAGCUUCCUCUACAUCCUCAUGUGAAGGAGGAGAUGAUGAUGAAGAUGGAUUCUGGUUGACGACAUCUUUAAGCAAUGCUAUUAAUAAAGACUCUUCUACAUUGUCUGCCUUUGUAUCACCACACCAAGAAAGGCCGACAAAUCCAAUCUCGACCGUCCUUGAUAGAAAUAGCAAUAGCCAAAUCGAUAAUCUGCUAUUGUCAUACCAGCAAUCACUACAGCCACUGCCAUUAGUAAUACAGCAUCAGCAAAUCACAGAUCCUACUAUGCUAUCUAGCCCUACUACUUUGUCCACUGCUACUUCUGUUGAUGAACCCUUAACACCAAAAUCUAAAACAAAGAUACCCUUUUUUUCAGGAACAGCAAAAAAUAAUGAUGACCAACAGGAAGAUGAAUCAUUUCUGCUUGGUACUGAAUUGAAAACACAGGCUUCAGGGUUUCUAUCAGGACGUCUAACCAUUCCUCAUGACAAGAUACUCCAAUGGGCCCAAGUACAUCAACAAUGUGACACCCGAUUGAUAUAUUUGCAAUCAAUAUGUGUGGAUAAUUCUCAAAAUAACUCCCGUAUGACGGCAAAAAAGGGCAGGCAGAACAAUAAACUUUUUACGACAAACCACGGUAUUGUCAAUUUGGUCGAACCCAUUGGAAUUUCAGUCAUUUCAGAUAUAGAUGAUACGAUCAAGAUUACCGAGAUCUUAUCGGGUGCUCGAACGGUUUUAUCAAAAACGUUUUUUGAAACCCCUUUGGAUGUACCUGGUAUGGCCGAUGUAUACAUGGCUUGGUAUACCCAAGGCGCUGCAUUCCAUUAUGUGUCCAAUAGUCCCUUCCAGCUCAUGCCUAUGUUAGAAAAUUUUCUUUCCGAUAAUCAGUUCCCUCCAGGUUCAGUUCAUCUACGAGACGAUGGUAAACUAAUAUCAAGGCUUGUUGAAACACCUGGUCAAGCCAAGCAUAAUACUAUCAAAAAGAUUAUGAUGGACUUUCCUCUACGGCAAUUUAUACUCAUCGGCGAUUCGGGUGAGAUCGAUCUUGAAGUAUAUACUCGCAUCGCCUUAGAACAUCCUGAACAAGUGCUGAAAAUUUAUAUUCGUGAUGUUACGACACCUAAUUUUAUCAAGAAGAAAAAAGAGAAGAAUAGUCAGACUGCUUCACAACCUCAAAAACAGCCACUCUCAAAAGAAUCAAAUUCAUUGCAGCAUGAACAGCAGGCGUCUAGAAAGAAUAAUAGUAGCAUCACUUCUUUACUUCUUAAUCAAAGAAGGCGGUUUUCUUCACAGUCCACCCCCACGCCUCUGAGCAGGAUUGAUGAUGCUCCCAUGAACAAAACUGAUACUAACAACAGCAGUGACAGUAACGAUUCGAACAACUCACUUGCAUCAAGUAACUACAGCCCUCCGAUCUCUACAAGCAUAGCUAAAAAAACGGCGAGAAGAUUUGGCUCACCACUGAGGUUGCGGAAAGCUGUAGUAAAUACUAUCACUGAAUAUGCAAUUGAACCUCGACUGACAGGGCAUAGAAGCACCAAUCAGAGCACAGAUUGUCGUACAGAAAUCAAUGAUACCAUAGUUACUGCUAGCAAUAGUAGUGAUUCAUAUGUAGAAGAAGAUGCGUAUAUGAGGCAACAACAAAAUACAAGCGCAGAAUUAUCAAAUGACAAACAUCAGAGUAACAAGAUCGGAGCUAGCGAAGCAUGUAAUCAGCUCUUCCAGCGCGUUGAAAAAGCAAAAGCAAAACUAUCAUCUUACUCAAUUGACGUUAUCUUAUUUGAAGACGCUCAAGUACUACAAAAUGAUACCAAUGUGCAGAGCGCUUUAUGGAGUUACUGGGAUGUUCAGUAUUGCGAGUAAAUCUCUUACUUUCAUAUAUUGAUUCUAUCUCGCUGUACAAUAUGUACUUUUAAAUUAUCAUUUUUCUUACACUGUAUUCAAAAUAAAGGCGGACAUGAUACCCAUCUAUGAUAAAUAACAAAUCAUUAAAUAUAAACGGCAACACAGUCCUCCUUCAUCGCUACAGGUAUUAACAGCCCUUCGCUUAUUGCAAUCGUCAUGCUCUGCUUCCUGCAAUGGCAAUUCCAUCAAACUCUGCAAUUGCAAGUACAGCAUGCAAAAAAUGACAUCCUUGAAAAUGAACCUUUAUUAAAGGGAAAGCAAAACAAAUCCUUGACUUUAUUUGCUUGUUAAUGUGCAUACAAAGCAUCCAUUGGAUUAGUAUUUCCAAUGAACAGCCCGUUAUUCACUUACACAGUCUGAG